UGUAUCACAGAAACGGAAAUCACAAACAGAAAUCACCAAUAGAUUAGCGAAAACAAAAAAAAAACUCACACCCUUGGAGUCGAAAAAAUUAUACAUAUAAGGGAGGUGUGACCAGGAAUCUUCAUCCCUGGUGUAAUUAAUACUGGGGGUAGCUCUCCUCCUAAGGCCAAUUAGGUUAAAGAUGUACAUUAAGUCAAGAUGGGCUGGGUAGAGAAAAAAGCCUAGUAGGAUUUUGCAUCAAAAAUUGCCCGGGUUUGAACUUCGGUAUCGGAUACAUUAUUUCAAUUUGAUUCAACUGACAUGACUUAAAUUUUGAUUUUAAGCAAAGCUCCUAAUAUUGCCAUUCAUUUUUUGUUGUAAAUUUUAAAAAAUAAAUUUAUUAAAGAAAACUAAACAAUUAAAUAAACAAUUAAAAACAAAACAAAAAAAUAAAAUGAACGAGAAUAACAACAAAAAUAGUGCAAGCAGUAGCGGAAGUGAAAUAAAUAUAUUAAAUAAUAAUUUAACAACAAAUAUUCAACAUUCUUUAAGUGGAAGUGCUUUAGAAUUUAAUAAAAAUAAUUUAUUUGGAGAUGGAUUACAAUUUGUUAAAAUUACAGAAAGAAUUUUUGCCAUACUUUUUCAUUCUGGUUCUGAUGCUAUUUAUCGAAAUAAUAUUAAAGCAAUUUCUGAACGGUUGAAAAAGACAUUUUUAGACAAAUAUAAAAUUUUUAAUCUCUCACAAAAACGUUCUGAUCUUGGCCGUGCAAACCAACAAGGAAAUGUUUUAGAAUUUGGAUGGCCUGAACCUUUAGCGCCUCCACUAGAUAGGCUUUGUUCCAUUUGUAAACAAUUAGAAAAUCAUUUAAAUUGUUCUAAAGAAAAUGUAGCGGUUAUACAUUGUAAAGGAGGGAUUUAUAGAGCUGGAAUUGUAAUUGCUGCAUUUAUGAAUUAUACAAAUAUUUGUGCUGGUGAAGAGAAUUUACCUGACAGAUUUUCUAUGAAAUUGUUUACGGAAAAAUAUAUGGAAAUAAAUACACAGCCUUCACAUAAAAGAUAUGUAAAUUAUUUUAUCAAUCUUUUGACUGGAACAACAAAAGUGUAUCCAUCACCAAUAUUUUUAUUACAUAUUUCUUUAUCUAAACUAUUCUCUGGACAAACAGUUAAACUAAAAUUGUAUGAAAGAAUGAAGCCAAUUUGGAGUUCUGGCAAAAUAAUAUUAAAAGAAUAUACUUUAAUUGAAAUGCCCGGAAAUAAGCAAUCUUUACGUGGAGAUGUUUUAUUAAAAUGUUAUCAGUCAACAACAAUAAUUAAUAAUAACAUAAAUGAAAAACAAUUAUUAUUUCAAUGUCAAUUUAAUACUUGUGCUAUAGGAAUUGAAUGUUUUAAUAUUCCAAAAAUAUUUUUUACAAAAAUUGAAUUGGAUUGCUUAAAUAAUUGUAAAAAUAAUUACAUUAUAUUAUGUAUUAUAGUCCUGGAAUUCCCCCAAACUGUCAGACCUCCUUAUAAGAUACCCCCAAUAUAA
Molecule: messenger RNA, 1504 nt
Organism: Meloidogyne enterolobii
Lineage: Eukaryota; Metazoa; Nematoda; Chromadorea; Rhabditida; Meloidogynidae
Source: the annotation of a GenBank genome assembly